Molecule: messenger RNA, 2351 nt
Organism: Ctenopharyngodon idella (grass carp)
Lineage: Eukaryota; Metazoa; Chordata; Actinopteri; Cypriniformes; Xenocyprididae
Gene: lrrc40
Product: leucine rich repeat containing 40
Exons: 15
Coding region: 89-1894 (601 amino acids)
Molecular function (GO): protein binding
Source: RefSeq, a predicted model, not a curated record
AAGUAUGUUAUAGUUUAUCAUAGUUUACUUCACAUCACUACAACCCCAUUCACGUUUACAGGUAUUUUAAACGCAUAACGUCGCAUUCAUGUCUCGUUUCAAAAGAGGAGGACAUGUGGACUCUAGAGCAGGAUUCAGACAGGAGAAAGAAGACUGUCCUGUCCCAUAUGGAUUACUGAAAGCUGCUAGAAAGAGCGGACAACUCAAUCUAUCCGGGCGCGGUCUAACUGAAGUUCCUCAGAGUGUGUGGAGGUUGAAUAUAGACACACCUGAGGAGGCUCAGCAGAACGUGUCAUUUGGAGCUGCAGAUCGGUGGUGGGAACAGGCAGAUUUGACUAAACUUCUGCUGUCCUCCAACAAACUCCAGAGUCUCUCUGAAGACGUCAAACUCCUCCCUGCCCUGGUUGUCUUGGAUAUUCAUGACAAUCAACUAAGUUCACUACCAGAUUCUAUUGGAGAUUUAGAGCAACUACAGAAGCUCAUAUUGAGUCACAAUAAACUGACGGAAUUACCUUUGGGUCUUUGGAAGCUUACAAACCUGCAAUGUCUGCAUCUGCAACAGAAUCUGAUCAAAAAGAUUCCUCUGGAUUUGGGGCAGCUGGUUAAUUUAGAUGACCUUGAUCUCUCCAAUAAUCAUCUAAUGGAUAUUCCAGAAAGCCUAGCAAACCUGAAAAGUCUUGUGAAAUUGAAUUUGUCCUGCAACAAGCUCCAGAGUCUCCCUCCUGCCAUCAGUGAAAUGAAAAACCUGAGAAUGCUGGACUGUUCGCGGAAUCAAAUAGAGAGCAUUCCUCCCGUCCUGGCUCAGAUGGAGUCCCUCGAGCAGCUUUACUUAAGACACAACAAGUUACGAUAUCUUCCCGAACUGCCCUGCUGUAAAACACUCAAAGACCUUUUUUGUGGGAACAACCAGAUCGAGGUGUUGGAGGCAGACCAUUUGAAGCACUUGAGUGCUCUGAGUUUCUUAGAGCUCAGAGAUAACAAGGUGAAGAGUCUUCCUGAAGAAAUAACCCUACUGCAAGGCCUGGAACGCCUGGAUCUUACCAACAAUGACAUCAGCAGUCUGCCAUGUGGACUUGGCGCAUUACCUAAGCUGAAGUUUUUGGCUUUGGAGGGCAAUCCACUGAGGACAAUCCGCAGAGACCUUCUGACUAAAGGCACUGGUGAACUCCUAAAAUAUCUCAGAAGUCGAGUACAAGAGCAACCUGAUGGGGGCUUGAAAGAAGAGCCAAAAACAGCAAUGACUCUCCCAAGCCAAGCUAAAAUCAAUGUACAUGCCAUCAAAACUCUGAAAACACUAGACUACAGCGAGAAACAGGAGGGAUCCAUUCCCGAUGAAGUGUUUGACGCAGUUGACGAUAGUCCUGUGGCCAAUGUAAACUUCAGCAAAAAUCUGCUGACGGCAGUUCCACCUAGAAUUAUGGAGUUAAAGGACACCCUGGCUGACAUUAAUCUUGGGUUUAACAAGCUAACGACCAUUCCAGUGGACUUUUCCGAACUGAAACAGCUGCUACAUAUAGAUCUCAGAAACAAUCUAUUGACCUCACUGCCAAUGGAGUUGGAAGGCUUAACCAAGCUGCGGAGUGUUAUUUUGUCUUUUAAUAGGUUCAAGUCAUUCCCAGAUGUGCUGUACCGCAUCUCAUCCCUUGAGACCAUUUUAAUAAGUAACAAUCAAGUUGGAGGCAUUGAUCCUGUCCAAAUGAAGACCCUAAAUAGGCUGUCUACUCUGGAUCUGUCCAACAAUGAUAUCAUGCAAGUGCCACCAGAACUUGGCAACUGUACCAGUCUGAGGGCUCUAAUGCUUGAUGGGAAUCCUUUCCGUAAUCCAAGAGCUGCGAUCCUUAGUAAAGGAACAGACGCUGUCCUUGAGUAUCUCCGAAGUCGUAUUCCAACAUAAUUUUCACGUUUAAUGUAAAUUCAACCAUUGGUGAUAAACGAUCAAUUCUUGUGCCAUAAUACUGAUAUUUGCACUUCCUGACCGUAUAAAAAAUACAAGAAUUUCAAGAUAAAUACAAGAAUUUCCUGCCACUUGUUUUAAUUCAUCUUAACUGCCACUUUAUCCUUAAAAGUGACAUUGUAAAAUUAUUACAGAAUAUUGUAAUGACAUUGUUUAUAAAUAAACCGUUGGCAUGCUUUGUAAUGAAAUUAAGACAAAAGGCAAUCAAAUUAACAAAAAAAAGUGUGUUCAAGUUUUAAACUUUAUAAUUGCUUUUCAUUGUGAGUGUUUAUAUAAAUGAUAAAAAAUAAAGUUUUGUUUAUUGUGUUUUAUCGUCUAUAAAGGACCACAGAAUGACCAGUAGUAACAAUAGUGACAUUUUUAUUAUUUGUACAAUAAAGAUACAUUAUUCAAAACA